AUGUCUCACCCAGGCCCAGACUCAAAGGCCGAGCAGGACGAACGCAUCGAAUUCGCUCCAGCCCAGGCCCAGCCUGAACCCCAUGAAGGGCCCCAACCCGAUGGACAGAAGAAAGAUAAAGCCCUGGAGUUGAUCGAAGACCUCGGGGGCUCAACUAUCCUCACGCCAGAGAACAACAAGCGCGUCCUCCGCCGAAUCGACCUACGACUACUCCCUAUCCUCCUGGGAAUCUACUUCCUGCAACAACUCGACAAAUCCACCCUCUCCUACGGCUCCGUCUUCGGGCUCAUCGAGGAUGCUAACCUCGUGGGUCAAGAGUAUUCCUGGCUUGGAUCGAGCAUAUACCUUGUCCAGCUGGUCGCCCAGCCUGCCAUUGCGUACAUUCUCGUCAAGAUCCGACUGGGGAAGUUCCUGGCUGUCAUGGUGUUCUUCUGGGGUAUUUCCCUUGCGUGCAUGACGCCUGCAAAUACAUUCGGGGGGUUGCUGGCCUGUCGGAUCUUCCUGGGUUUGUUUGAAUCGGGGAUUCCCCCUGCCUUUAUUGCCAUCACACAGAUGUGGUAUCGUCGUCGUGAGCAGCCGAUGCGAUUGAGUUCUUGGUAUGCAAUGAACGGUGUUGUCAAUAUGUUUGGCAGUCUGAUCGCGUUCGGCCUCGGGCAUAUCGAUUCCAAACUGUCGCCAUAUCAGAUUAUUUUCCUCUUCUUCGGGCUCAUCACUGUUGCGUUUGCCUUCGCUGUCUUGGUCUUUCUGCCGGACUCCCCAAUGCAAUCCAAAUUCCUGAACGAGGAGGAUAAACUGCUAGCAAUCGAAAGACUCCGCAUGAACCAGCAAGGCAUCGAAACGCAUGAAUGGAAAUGGGCCCAUGUCAAGGAGGCUUUCCUUGACCCGAAAUCCUUCUUCUGGUUCGCUCUGAUGUUUUCCAUCUCAAUCCCAAGCGGUGGUAUCACAACCUUUGGCCCAUUGAUCAUCGAGUCCUUCGGAUUCGACCAGCUGAAAACUAUGCUGUUUAACAUGCCGUUCGGUGCAAUCCAGCUCAUCGCGACUCUUGGAGGAGCCUGGCUGGCGACGAGGUACAAGACCAAGGGAGGUGUCAUUGCCCUGCUGUGUCUUCCUGCCAUCGCGGGCUGCGUGAUGCUGCUGGAGAUUCCGCGUGGUGAAUCUCACAAAGGGCCUUUGCUUGCGGGUUAUUAUAUUAUUUCGGUGUAUCCUGGAAUCACACCAAUGAUCUACUCCUGGGCUGCCGGAAAUACCGCCGGCGAGACGAAGAAGAAAGUCAUCAACGGUAUCUUGCUGGUUGGGCAAUGUGCUGGCAAUGUGGUCGGCCCCAACCUGUACACCACCGAAGAAGCCCCUGGAUAUCGGCGUGGUCUCCUUUCCAACCUUGCCAUGUUCUGUGUCCUAGUCGUGCUCUGCGCUCUGAACUUGGUGUAUAUUCUCUACCUCAACAAGCAGCACGAGAAGCGCCGCGUGGCUAUGGGCAAGAAUGCAAAGAUCAUCGAUCGCUCGAUGCAGGCCGUUGGUGAGACAGAGGUCGACAAGAACGAUGCGCAGAUGGUGGAGGAUAAUGCGUUCAAGGACCUGACGGAUUUCGAGAAUGAGGAUUUUGUAUAUGUUUACUAG
This is a messenger RNA of Aspergillus versicolor CBS 583.65, 1617 nucleotides long. RefSeq names its product putative MFS transporter. The transcript is spliced from 12 exons. Bases 1 to 1617 code for a protein of 538 amino acids. The record is from RefSeq and is a predicted model, not a curated record. Gene Ontology annotation, cellular component: membrane. Gene Ontology annotation, biological process: transmembrane transport. NCBI's taxonomy places the organism in Eukaryota, Fungi, Ascomycota, Eurotiomycetes, Eurotiales, Aspergillaceae. Gene Ontology annotation, molecular function: transmembrane transporter activity.